UCAAUAUCAAUUUAUCCAUGAAUUAUCAACAAUUACCAGCUCUCAAAUCCACCUCACAAAAUUAAUUAAUUAAUUAAUUGUCUAUUUAUUUAUAUAUUCAGAUCACUUUUUCAUCGUCCGAUGACUCAACUGGAACUCAUCAGCCUUCUCUUUUUGUGAAAGGUCUAUUUGGAUUAGCUACAAGGUGUCAUGUAAUUUACGACCUCCAAUUCUAUCAAAUGGCUUCCAUCUUAUAAUGCAUACAUGUGUCGAUGUCACACUGGAACUGUAAGAUUCGUUUUUUAUUUUGAUUGUGAUCAUUGUAUCCCAUAUGCUUCGUUGAGCUCUCUUCUUUUCCUCGGAGUUCUCCACUUCUUCAACGUCCUGAGUUCACCAGAGUCCGUCGGAGCCAGUCGUCGCUCCAAGCCCAUGCCAAUGCUGGUUGAAUCCACGCAGUCGCGGUAAAGAUCGGAGCUUUGGCGGAAAUGGAAGUUUUCCAUUGGGCGAACAUCCUGCUUUGGGGAUUUCUACUCCGCAGAUGGCUUCUUUGGGUGGAUUCUGCCGUCGGCGUCAACUGGGGGACGGUGUCCUCCCAUAAGCUUCCUCCGGCUGUGGUGGUAGAUCUGAUGAAGGAGAACAGGAUCGGGAAGGUGAAGCUGUUCGACGCCGACCCCGACGUCCUCCUGGCGCUGAGGGGGAGCGGCAUCGAGGUGAUGGUGGGGAUCCCCAACGAGUUACUGGCCGUCUUGGCAUCUUCGGCCGCUGCUUCCGACCUGUGGAUGAGUCAGAAUGUGACGAGGUACAUGGUUAAAGCCGGGGUUGAUAUCAGAUACAUUGCAGUAGGAAAUGAGCCUUUCCUCACAAGCUACCAAGGACAAUAUCAAUCGUUUGUCCUUCCUGCAAUGCUCAAUCUACAGCAAUCACUAGUCAAAGUAAAUCUUGCUGGCUAUGUUAAACUAGUAGUUCCUUGCAAUGCCGAUGCUUAUCAGUCAGCAUCAGUUCCUUCUGAAGGAACGUUUCGACCAGAGCUGACACAGAUAAUGACACAACUCGUCUCAUUUCUUAACUUGAAUGGCUCUCCUUUUGUCGUCAACAUCUAUCCUUUUCUGAGUUUAUACCAAAGUGCAGAUUUCCCACAAGAUUAUGCUUUUUUUGAGGGUUCUUCUCAUCCUGUUGUUGACGGUCAGAAUGUUUACUACAACGCCUUCGAUGGCAAUUACGAUACCUUAGUUGCCGCACUAAACAGAAUUGGCUAUGGUCAAAUGCCCAUUGCGAUCGGAGAGGUGGGUUGGCCGACAGAGGGAGCACUGAGCGCAACUGUAACUGCUGCAGAGGCUUUUAACCAAGGCCUGAUCGUUCAUAUUAUGAGCAACAAAGGGACACCUUCGAGGCCAGGGGUUCCUCCAGUUGAUGUAUAUCUCUUCAGUCUUCUCGACGAAGAACAAAAGAGUAUCUUACCAGGGAACUUCGAACGGCACUGGGGGAUUUACUCCUUUGAUGGCCAGGCUAAGUACCCCUUGAACCUUGGCAAUGGUCGGCUUGAGAAUGCUAAGAAUGUUCCAUACCUUCCACCAAGGUGGUGCAUCAUGAGUCCGACUCAGGAUCCUGCUGCGGUCACCAACCAUAUGAAGCUUGCCUGCAGUGUCGCUGAUUGUACAACAUUGUACUAUGGAGGAUCCUGCAAUGCAAUUGGCGACAAGGGGAACAUUUCUUAUGCCUUCAACAGCUACUAUCAGAUGCAGAAGCAGGACGCCGGAAGCUGUGAUUUCGAUGGCCUUGGAAUGAUUACAUUUCUCAAUCCAAUAGUGGGUGACUGCCGCUUUCUUGUUGGAAUCAGUGACAGGAAUUGUUCAUGUAUUGGGUGUGGAAUCUUUUGCGGCUUGUGGAUGAUGGUAUUGUGGGUAGUCAUUUAUCUUUAGUUAUGAAUUCCUUGUAAUGCUUUUUGUGUAGAAAGAUAUGAAUGUAGUUCUUGAUUACUCAGAAAUCUAACAGAGUGUUACAACAAGCAAA
Messenger RNA from Zingiber officinale, 1989 nucleotides. RefSeq names its product glucan endo-1,3-beta-glucosidase 6-like. Gene Ontology annotation, cellular component: plasma membrane. The record is from RefSeq and is a predicted model, not a curated record. Lineage: Eukaryota; Viridiplantae; Streptophyta; Magnoliopsida; Zingiberales; Zingiberaceae. The transcript has 2 exons. Gene Ontology annotation, molecular function: hydrolase activity, hydrolyzing O-glycosyl compounds. The coding region runs from base 465 to 1898 and encodes 477 amino acids. Gene Ontology annotation, biological process: carbohydrate metabolic process.